AUGGACUUUUCCACUAUUACAUUUGUAAUGACUUUAGUCAUUGGAUUUAUCCUGAUUAAAUGGUUUUUCCAAGGUGAUGAACAUCCAUCUACUCAAAAUUUGAACAAUUCUCAAAGACAAUCGAACCAAAAUAAUGAACAGCAGAGACAACCAAGGUCUAAUAGACGUUUUAAAAGACGUGUUACAGAUGAUAUGAUUGAAGUCGUCCAAAGUCUUGCGCCAUCCCUACAUGUUGAACAGAUCAGAUAUAGUUUGACACAAACAGGCUCUGUAGAAGAAACUGUCGAAAAGUUUUUAAGAGGAGAGGAAUUUCCAUUUCCUCCAGGUUAUAGAGCUUCACCUUCAAACGAUGAUAAUGAUACCGCAGAAUCUUCUGAUCCAAGAAAGAAGAAUAAUAUCAAACCAGAUAAUUUGUUAAGCAAAUUUAAUGUAGCUUUGACAGCCGAUUAUUCUGAUAUCAAUUUUAAGGAUUUAGACAUGGAAGAAAGAAAGAAAUAUAUGAUUUGGCAAUCAAGAAAGGCAGUUGAAAAAAAAUUAAAUGAGGAUGAAAAGUUUUCAUCUUUGGUGAAAUGA
Molecule: messenger RNA, 573 nt
Organism: Vanderwaltozyma polyspora DSM 70294
Lineage: Eukaryota; Fungi; Ascomycota; Saccharomycetes; Saccharomycetales; Saccharomycetaceae
Gene: CUE1
Product: Cue1p
Exons: 1
Coding region: 1-573 (190 amino acids)
Molecular function (GO): ubiquitin binding
Source: RefSeq, a predicted model, not a curated record